This is a messenger RNA of Rana temporaria (common frog), 3328 nucleotides long. RefSeq lists its product as uncharacterized. Gene Ontology annotation, molecular function: nucleic acid binding; zinc ion binding. The coding region runs from base 11 to 3328 and encodes 1105 amino acids. The transcript is spliced from 3 exons. The record is from RefSeq and is a predicted model, not a curated record. NCBI's taxonomy places the organism in Eukaryota, Metazoa, Chordata, Amphibia, Anura, Ranidae.
AGAAGCAAGGAUGGCUGAGAUGAUAGAUAGAGCUCUGAGGCUGGAGGGGUUGUUACCGCCUGAUCGAACCCCAUACAUGCCUGAACAGAGUUUUCCAAGGGAAAAGAGGGCUGCUGUUGUCCCUAGCAACCCUGAUGCAAUGAGUGCACAGACGUCUAAUGUGGAGCAUCCACCAGCAUUUGAAUCUGCAGUGGAUUGGUGCAAGCGACACCUGGCAGGAUUGGACCAAGCUAAAGUGGAAGCGAAACCAACCUUUGAUAAAAAGAGAGAUCUGCCAAAUGUCCAUGCCUGGGAGAGGGAUGUUGUUGCCCCUGGCAACGCUGCUGCAGUUAAACCAGCAGCUGUUGUGAAAGUGACACAGCUUGAGACAGGGUCCAGCAGAUGCAGUGUGGGAAACCCUGACAAGACAGCAAACCAAGUGCGCUGUUUGCGGUGCAGCGAGUGGGGGCAUGCAGUCUCCAAGUGCCCUUUGUCCCUGGCUCCAAUGCAAAGUUACCUAGCAAAACAAAGGUCUGCAAAUCCUGUGUUAUGUGCCAGAAGAGAGGCUGACCAAAAGCCAGGACAGAGAGUGGUUGCCCAUAGCAACACAGAGGAGGCCAGUCGGGCUGUCUGUGGACCAUGGGGUGUGCUUGCCUGCAAGGGUCGUGACAAGUGGCUUCCGAAGGAGCCAAUCCAGCAUGUUGGAGAGAACCAGCAAAGCUCUGCAGGGAGAGUGCGAUCUCCCAUGACAACAAGAGUGGAAGUUGUGCCUGGAGAGAGAAGCUGCAGGAGAGAUUUGCCUCAACGUCCCCACAAAGAGCCCUGUGCAUUCUUGCCAGCUGGGAAUCAUCAGGAGAGAAACGCACUGGAGAAAAGUCGUCCUGUUCCAUGUCUGGAAUGUGGCCAGCUGGGGCAUGAAAUGUUGUCUUGCCCUAGAUUCUGGGGUGCACCUGGAGGUAAUGAUGUUGAGCCAGUUUCCUGUGAAAAUAUAUUUGCCGUCACCCCUGGCAACAAGGAGGAGUUUUCUGUUGUGUCUGCAGGGGGUGCGAUUUCAUCCCGUGGCCACCAGGGGGAGUUGGCCAGUAAAUGUGUGGCUGAGGACUGUUUAAGACAACGUACUCAAAUGAAGAUGGUGACCCCAACUACUGCGGUGGGUAAGACUGUCUUUAAUGAAAUGAUGUCUGGGACUGCUGAUUGCAGGUAUAAAAGAACUGGUUACGAGACUGUCCAUGAUGAUGUGAGAGUGACCCCAGUUAGUGGGGCCACUAAAUGUGUGCUUGAAGAUUACUUCUCCCUACAAAGUGGGAAUGCAGGGGUUAAAGUCCAAACAGAACCUGUAUUGAUGACUAAAAGUGUUGUGUCUAAUGUCUGCCAGUCUCAAGUAGGCAGUGGGCUAGGACAGCCUGCAAAAACUAAAAAUGCUAUAAGUGUUAUUGUUAAUGAAAAGUUUGCUGCUGUUGGGAAAAUCCCAGGUUCUUUCAGAGCAAAAGCUGUUGUCACAAAUGGGCCGCUGCCUGUAGCAACUGAUGGUAAGACUGCACAGUUGUCCCCAGAAAUCUCCAGGGAACUUCAUGUAUUGAAGUCGGAGGUUGCCAUGGACAACUGGUAUGUCACUCUGGUGGGACAGAGUGGAACUGUACCGUGUAAUGGUAAUGUGUUAGUGCAAGCUGCUAGUACUAAAAAUGUGCAGGUAAAUGGUGGGUUAAAACAACAUGUGAAAAAUGCAAAGGUGUGUGAGGCUUAUGAAGCGCCGCCCGAGCAAGGUGGUGGUGGUUGUGGUGUAUUGCAACCUGUGGUGCUAGAACAUGUGUUACCGAAGUCUGCCAUGAUUUGUAAUUUGGGUAAUGAAUCUGCAACUAAAUCCAUCUGUUCUAAUGUGUGUCCUUGGGCGGAUGGAUCAGGGCUAAGGAGCACCGAUGAAUGGAGCACAGCUACAACAGAUUGGGAUAGUUGGGGUAAAAAUCUAAUGUCCCUGAUAGAUGAGGCUUUCAUGCAUAAAAGUAAGGUGGACAAAGUUUCUGCUGUGCCAGCAGGAGGGAUGGCAGAACAGCUUAUACCUGAGGGCGUGGUGGCUGUUGCAGGGGUUAACCCUCGUGAGAAAUAUGGACCACAUAAGGGCGAGCACACAGCAGACACUUUGUCCGCAACCUACAAAAAUGAUGCUGACGUGGCGUGUCAAAGUGAUGUUGUCAAUGGUAAUGUGAAGCAGUUCAUUGGUGCUGAACCUGAGAAGUUGAGUGUGAGUCAAGCACCUGGCAGCGCUCUGGUAGAGCACCAGGCUGUGGUCAUCUCCAGCUGGGAGAAGGUUUCAUUAAACCUUGCAACCUCUUGCGUCUCAGCAAUUGAGUCUGUCUGCAUUCCCAGUGUCAGGAAAGUCCCCAGGAAGGACUUCAAUCCGAAGCCAAGGGUAUGGUUUCUAACAAAAGUGUUAAAGGAGAUGCUUAAACUUUGGGAUGUACAGCCAGUCUAUACUGGGGUGUCUCCACCACAGUCAGACAGUCUGGUACUGCGGAGUACCAUUAGGUGGACCCCUGAGUGGCAGGUGGUACAGCACAAAGGAAGACAAGACAAAAAUGGUUUAUUUAUGACUGUAUUACUAGUGUUAAAAGUCGCCUCUAGGUAUGCUGAUGGGUUACUUCCUGUACAAGAGGUUUAUGGGAGAGGCUUUGGCGAAAAGAAAGUGUCUGAGGUUUCACCACCUAACAGCCAGGUAGAAGGCAUUUCUGCUGCUAUGGUUCAAGAUAGUACUGGUCAGUUGUCGUUGAAGGGCGUGUAUACUGUACCAGUGGUACUAUCACAUGAGAUGGGAGGGCCAAAUGUGGACCAGAAAGCAGCAGAAAUCCUAACUGUGGCCCAACCGAAGGUGGUUAAAGUGACUGGGGUCCCCAGUCCAAUGUUUGGUUUAGGUGACAAACGGAUAAGAAGUGCAGUAAAAAUUGUAUGUGGAUCAGACGAGAGCUUGUCUCUUCAGGUGGAUAAAAAUACAAAUGGCAUCAGAACAAGUCAAGUGGUAGGACAGCUGCCUGCAGAGAGGGUGAACCCCGGGGAAGUGACGUCCUCUGAGGUUCCCGUGGGUGAUGGCAACCCUCUGGUAUGUGUGCCCUCUGCAGACUCUGCCCUAGCAAAUACUGAAAAAAAAGGCAUUGGUGACUUUUGCAACAUUGAGAGGUGUAAAGUUGGUUUGAAUAUGUAUAUCAAUGAUGAACCAAAUAAUUUGUUAAAGGUACAUGACAGUGUGGUGUCCAAAGGUAUUGGGAAACCUGGGAACCUGAAGCGUGGAGGCAGAAGGGUUGGUAGAAAUACCAGGGUGGAUUACAAAGAAGUAAUAUCAAAUACUAAAGACAAUUAG